AAAGGGCGGAGAUGGUCGAGCCCGCCCGCUGACUUUGUGCAUCUCUUACUCUAUCCUUUGUGGAAUCAGCCUCUUCCCGCUCCCCUGCCGGAGCCCGGGCCGUGGGCGGCUCUCGAGCACUGCCCUGGGAAUGCAACCCCCGCGGCUCGCGACUCGCCACCCGGUUUCUCCAGGCUGCGGGAGCACUGACGCUCGCGCGCGCCGCGUCCGGCUGAUCCUCUUAGCUGCUCUGCAACGAUUCCGAGCCAGUUCAGCAGCGUUUUAGAAGGAAACUCGUUCAGGGAUGAACUGAACUGAAAAGUGAGGAGAGGCUCAAAUCUGAUCUCUAACGGAUUCCUUCCUCUAAUGUCAGAUAAUGCCCGGAAACGUUGCCACCAAAUAAGUAGGAGAGCAUUAUUUUUGAAAAGCAGUUAACCCCUACCAAAAUAUAAAACGCCAGAGGAAAGAAGGUGAGACUGGAAGACAAGGAAGCCCUUUGCGGUCGCUGGUGGAGGAAGCGCGACUCUGGGGACCGGCUGGGUUCCAGUCCGUGUGCUUCAGCACCGGAGGGGAUGGACAGCGUCUCCGGCCUGGGCUGCUGCCGCCCGGACACAGCGGAGCUGCCGUCGCCGCCACUGCCGUCGCCGCGGGCAUCUGGGCUCCCUGCUCUUCGCAGCUAGAAGGAGGUGCCGCCUGACACCCCUUGCCCCCCCCUCCUUCCUUGAUAGACGAAAACCCUCUUUAUCCACCUGCUAUAGCUACCAUACAGGGCUCUGAGGAGUCCUCUUGUUCCACAGAUUAAACUCUGAGCAACAACUUCAAGAAUAAUUCUCCGUAGGGUGUUGGGAGGAAUGCAAGCUGGAGAGUGAAGUUGAAGUUCUUAGAGGCUCCGAAAAACCAUGGGCUCUGCAGAAGGGGUUGAAAUACUCAAAGGCCCACACUUCAUGAAAUAAACAGAAUGCUCACCAGAGGGUUGCAACUAUUUUGUAAAUAGCCUUGUGAGAAGAGAUUUCAGAUCUACUCACAUCCCCACGUUAGAGAAACUGAACGACUUCUAAUUCCUUUACUUGGCUGACUAUUCUCCAGAAUGUUGGGAUUGCCAGAGAAGUGACCUCUGAAAAAGGAAAAUAUUGCUCUACCUAAAUUCAAACAUCCUUUGCGGUGCCUUAGCACAUGGAUUUCAGGACUGCCUGUGAAGAGACAAAGACAGGGAUCUGUUUGCUGCAGGAUGGUAAUCAGGAGCCUUUCAAAGUUCGGCUGCACCUAGCCAAAGAUAUUUUGAUGAUCCAGGAACAGGAUGUGAUAUGUGUGUCGGGUGAGCCUUUCUAUUCUGGUGAAAGAACGGUGACCAUUAGAAGACAAACUGUAGGAGGAUUUGGAUUAAGCAUAAAGGGGGGAGCAGAACAUAAUAUUCCAGUUGUCAUUUCAAAAAUCUCCAAGGAGCAAAGAGCGGAACUUUCAGGACUGCUUUUUAUAGGAGACGCAAUUCUACAGAUAAAUGGAAUCAAUGUGAGAAAAUGCAGACAUGAAGAAGUGGUUCAGGUGCUUCGGAAUGCUGGAGAAGAAGUGACCCUAACAGUGUCAUUUUUAAAAAGGGCACCUGCUUUCCUCAAACUCCCACUGAAUGAAGAUUGUGCAUGUGCUCCAAGUGACCAGAGCAGUGGCACCUCCUCACCUCUUUGUGACAGUGGCUUGCAUCUCAACUAUCAUCCCAACAAUACAGACACAUUGUCAUGUUCUUCAUGGCCAACAUCUCCAGGCUUGAGAUGGGAAAAGCGAUGGUGUGACCUUAGGCUGAUCCCGCUGCUUCAUUCACGUUUCUCUCAGUAUGUUCCUGGGACGGAUUUGAGUCGGCAGAAUGCUUUCCAAGUCAUUGCUGUGGACGGGGUCUGCAGUGGGAUUAUUCAGUGCCUCUCUGCUGAAGACUGUAUUGACUGGCUACAAGCAAUAGCAACUAAUAUUUCAAACCUCACAAAGCACAAUAUUAAAAAAAUCAACCGAAACUUUCCUGUAAACCAGCAGGUCUCUUCAGAUUUUCUGUUUCUUCAAGAUCCAAUGUUGAUAGUCUAUAUGGGCUGGUGUGAAGCACGGGAGCAGGACCCUCUACAAGAUCGUGCAUACUCACCAACAUUUCUAGCCCUAAGGGGAUCAUGUCUUUACAAGUUUCUGGCACCUCCAGUGACAACAUGGGACUGGACCCGAGCAGAGAAAACAUUUUCAGUUUAUGAGAUUAUGUGCAAGAUUCUCAAGGACAGUGACCUACUGGACCGGCGGAAACACUGCUUCACCGUGCAGUCCGAGUCUGGGGAGGAUCUCUAUUUCUCUGUGGAGUUAGACUCUGACCUCGCCCAGUGGGAAAGAGCCUUUCAAACAGCAACCUUUCUGGAAGUGGAACGGAUACAGUGCAAGACCUAUGCAUGUGUGUUAGAAAGUCAUCUCAUGGGACUCACCAUUGACUUUAGCACAGGAUUUAUCUGCUUUGAUGCUGCAACAAAGGCUAUACUUUGGAGGUAUAAGUUUUCUCAGCUUAAAGGUUCUUCAGAUGAUGGCAAGAGCAAAAUCAAAUUUUUGUUUCAGAAUCCAGAUACUAAGCAGAUUGAAGCAAAGGAGCUGGAGUUCUCAAAUCUGUUUGCUGUUCUUCACUGCAUUCAUUCAUUCUUUGCUGCCAAAGUAGCUUGUUUGGACCCUCUUUAUUUAGGCAAUCAGACUGCUGCUUCCACUGCUGCCAGCUCUAGUACUACAAGCAGAGCAAAGUAUACAACCUGACAUUCUGAGCUUGCAUUGCCACUUACCAUGACUAUAGAACCAGAAUAAACAUAGUCUUAAGUUUAGACCCUGGAAAAACAAUGGUAUCACCAAGUCAACAGUGAAUUCAGUUUGAAAUUUCAGCAGAAAACAAGGUCAUAAGGAAUCUCAAAAGUGCUUCUCUUUUGGAAGACAGUUGUGAAUAAUUUUAAAUGAACAUAACAGCUUGUUCUCACUCAGCCCAUUUGUACUAGUAUUUCAUUGAAAGUGAAGACAAAAGAAUGAAUGAUUCAAAGUAUGUAAAUAAUAUAAAAAUUGUAAGCUACCUAUAAAUAAAAAUACCACUUAAAUGGUUAUUUCUGUAUUUUAGAUUAUUUUGUAUGACAAAUACAUGUUGGGCCAGAUCAUGAACUAAUGCCCUAUCAUUGAAUUAUGAGUGAUAUAAAGAAGGCAAAAACAAAACAAAACAAAACAAAACAUGGCAGCAAGGAAAAAAGCAUGCAGAAAGUUCAUCAAUGAAGAAAGCACUUUAAUUUGCAGAUGCAGAUUUUUUCCUUGUAUUCUCAUUCUGUGAUAUGACACUGGCACUCCAAUUUUGUUUAUCUUAUUGUCAGCUAUUCCUAACAUUUUCAAAAGAAUAAAUAUAUCAAUUCUAUGAUAGUCACAAUGUAAAAUGUACUACUUUUCCUUAAUCACUGAUACUAACAUUUUAUCGCUGCUACUGUCAACCAAAUAUGCUGAAAUGUGUUAAUUUAACCACAAAGAUAACAUUCAUGAACCUCUUAUUCUUUCCUUCAUUUAAGGAGAUUUAUACUUACUUAAUUGAAUUUAUUAUCAAAUUAAAGUUUCAUAAAUUUCAGUGACCCCAAAAGCUUUUGUAGUGAAAAUAAUAUAAAAAAUGUGAUGUGAGAAACAAUUAUUUGUAAUCCUAACUCUACUAGUUAAUCAUGGACUGAAAUGAUCUUAGAGGGUAGUCUCAAAGUUUUACUUAUUUCAGGUAAAUGACAUUUUCCCAUUUUAGUAAUAUUUUAUGAGAAAAUAAGGUGAGAUAUGAAAAUAAAAUUUUAAAUUUCUAACUUAUCAUAUCAUAAAAAGUGAUUCUAUAAUGGCAACCUAUGUGGGUUAUUUUAGUUAUCUUGUCUUAGUAAAUAAAAAGAGCCUGGGAAUUUGAAAGCA
This is a messenger RNA of Canis lupus familiaris (dog), 3900 nucleotides long. It is a transcript of the gene SNTG1, whose product is annotated as syntrophin gamma 1. NCBI's taxonomy places the organism in Eukaryota, Metazoa, Chordata, Mammalia, Carnivora, Canidae. The transcript is spliced from 21 exons. The record is from RefSeq and is a predicted model, not a curated record. Gene Ontology annotation, molecular function: protein binding; structural molecule activity. The coding region runs from base 1153 to 2745 and encodes 530 amino acids. Gene Ontology annotation, cellular component: dystrophin-associated glycoprotein complex; intracellular anatomical structure.